Molecule: messenger RNA, 873 nt
Organism: Aegilops tauschii subsp. strangulata
Lineage: Eukaryota; Viridiplantae; Streptophyta; Magnoliopsida; Poales; Poaceae
Source: RefSeq, a predicted model, not a curated record
AUGACCCAGGGCAGUCGGCCUGACGUGCCGCCGGUGCCUCAAGUCAGUGGCGAGAUGGUGUUGGGGGCGAGCCCCGUGGCCCGCACUCCGGCGCGCCGGCGCGCGGCGAAGGCGACUUCGGUGCUGCGGCCUCAGGAGAUCGGGGCCUCGAGCUCGUCGGCCCCAGAGGCGGAGGCCACUAGUGCCGUCCCGCGGGAGUGGACGUCUGGGGGCGGAACGGGUGUCCUGGACAAGGCUUCACAGGAAGUCCGUUCCCGGCUUCAAGCCCUAGGUGAAGCCCUCCAGAACUACACGCACACGUUCCUAGCGUCGCGAGCCGCCGUCCGGAUAAACCCUAGCCCUGCUCCUCCCACACCGCCGGACGAAAUCGCCGUCGCCGGACGUGUCCGCCGGACACGUCGCCUCGUCCAAUCCCGCGCCGCCACCUCAGCACCGCCGCCCCCGCGCCCAAUCCCGAGCCGCCACCUCGCCUCCUCUCUCCUCCCACCGCGCCGCGGCCCGCGGAGCCCAUCCGGGGCCCGCUCGAGCCCAUCCGUCGCCGUCCUCCGGCCCCGCCGCCCAUCGCUCCGGUCGCCGCCGACCCCGCGCCCCUCGCCGGAGCGCCGCCGCGCCCUCCGCCCGUGGCCCACCCCUCCGCCGAGCGCCGCGCCGCCGCCCGUUGCCUUGCCGCCACCCACCGCCGCCGCGAGCUCCGCCGCCACCUCGCGGCACGACCCGCGCAGCCGCCGCCCAUCACCGCGCCACCUCGUCGCCCCGCCGUCCGCAGCCGCGUCUCCGGCCGCCUCCGCCGCUCCCCCGUGCCUCCCCGUCGUCGCCGGAGUCGUGUCCGCCCCGCCGGAGCUCGCCGGAGUUCUGCUCCGGCCAGAUCCGUGA